Molecule: messenger RNA, 2638 nt
Organism: Alosa sapidissima (American shad)
Lineage: Eukaryota; Metazoa; Chordata; Actinopteri; Clupeiformes; Clupeidae
Gene: pomt1
Product: protein-O-mannosyltransferase 1
Exons: 19
Coding region: 215-2257 (680 amino acids)
Biological process (GO): protein O-linked glycosylation via mannose
Cellular component (GO): membrane; endoplasmic reticulum
Molecular function (GO): dolichyl-phosphate-mannose-protein mannosyltransferase activity
Source: RefSeq, a predicted model, not a curated record
GAAUUCCUGAACUGACUCCACUCACAACACACCAAUUGGAAAUAGUAUUUGUGGCAAGAACCAGUUUGGCUUGUAGCGAGCAUUAAUCAGCAUCGUUCGAAUGUUUAAAUUAGACCGUUCCUUUAGUUUUUUCGCUAAUGCUUGCAGAUGGCCACUUGAGCUGCCGCCAGUAGUUUAUUUCUCACAUUAUCCUUAGCACAAACGUAACAUUAUAAUGCUCAGUUCUCAUAAGAUACCGGUAACAGUCAAAGUCGAGAUCAAUGUUUUACUGCUACUUGUUACUCUUCUCGGACUGCUGACCAGGCUGUACGGGAUUCAGUUUCCAAGAGCUGUUGUGUUUGAUGAGGUUUAUUAUGGACAGUUUGUAUCUCUCUAUAUGAAACAAGUAUUUUUCGUUGACGAGAGUGGACCACCAUUUGGCCAUAUGAUACUUGCGCUUGGAGCCUAUCUGGGAGGAUUUGAUGGCAACUUUGUCUGGAACAGAAUAGGAGCAGAAUACUCCAAUAACGUACCUGUUUGGAGCCUCAGAGUAAUUCCGGCCCUAUCAGGCGCUUUGUGUGUGCCACUGGGGUAUCUGUUGAUGCAAGAGUUGGGUUAUUCCCAUCUUGUUGCUUUAAUGGCAUCAGUGCUUCUCUUGCUUGAGAACUCACUGAUUGUCCAGUCUCGCUUCAUGUUACUGGAGUCUAUUCUCAUUUUUUUCCUGCUGCUUGCUGUGGUUUCCUAUCUCCGUUAUUGUAAAGCUCCAAAUGAUUCAUCAGUCAGGUGGGUAUGGCUGGCACUGUCGGGUGUGGCAAGUUCUUGUGCUAUCGGAGUGAAAUACAUGGGUCUGUUCACCUACCUGCUGCUUUUGGGCUUGGCAACUGUUCAUGUCUGGAAGCUCAUAGGAGACAAGUCGUUAAACAUGGCCGUGGUUGUGAAGCAGGUUGUUGCACAGUUUUUUGCCCUGAUUGUGCUGCCAGUGGUCCUCUACCUGGUUUUCUUCUACGCCCAUCUAAGCAUUCUCUAUCACAGUGGGCCACAUGACCAGAUGAUGAGCAGCGCUUUUCAGGCCAGUCUGGAGGGUGGGCUAGCGAGAAUCACAAAGGGUCAGCCUCUGGAGGUGGCAUAUGGCUCUCAGGUGACCCUCCGCAGUAUCUCCAGCAAACCUGUUCCAUGCUGGCUACAUUCUCACAAGGCGAAUUACCCUAUAAGGUAUGAAAAUGGUCGUGGCAGUUCACAUCAACAGCAGGUAACUUGUUACCCUUUUAAAGAUGUCAACAACUGGUGGAUAAUCAAAGAUCCAAGAAGACAAGACCUGGUGGUUAGUAGUCCUCCCAGAGUGGUCCAUCAUGGAGAUGUCAUUCAGCUUCUUCAUGGAAUGACCUCACGUUUCCUCAAUACGCAUGAUGUUGCUGCUCCCAUGAGUCCUCACUCACAGGAGGUGUCAUGUUACAUCGACUUCAAUGUGUCCAUGCCGGUUCAGAAUCUUUGGAGAGUGGAUAUACUAAACAGAGAGUCCGAGAGAGAGAGCUGGAAAACUAUUUUGUCAGAAGUGCGAUUGGUCCAUGUCAACACAUCAGCUGUGCUGAAGCUUAGUGGAACCUCUUUGCCAGACUGGGGGUUCAGGCAGCUGGAGGUGAUUGGCGAUAAAGUCUAUAAGGGCUACCAACAGACUGGCAUGUGGAAUGUUGAGGAGCAUCGCUACGGAAGGAGUCAUGAACAGAAAGAGAGGGAACUGGAACUCAAUUCUCCCACUCAUAUCGACAUCAGCUGCAACCUCAGCUUCAUCGCCAGGUUUUUAGAACUCCAGUGGCGAAUGCUGUCUGUGAAAGCUGAGGAGUCUGAACACAAGUAUAGCUCUUCACCUGUAGAAUGGAUCACCAUGGAUACCAACAUUGCAUAUUGGCUUCAUCCUUCAAACAAUGCUCAGAUUCACCUCAUUGGAAACUUUGUAACUUGGACAUUGGCAAACAUUGCAUUGGCUGUGUAUUGUCUGUUGUUCUUGGCAUAUCUCUUGAGAAGACGCAGAAAAAUACAAGAUAUUCCUGAAGCAAGCUGGGCUCAGAUGGUCCAGGCUGGAGCUGUGUGUGCCGGAGGCUGGGCUGUGAACUACCUCCCUUUCUUCACAAUGGAGAAAACACUUUUUCUUUACCACUACCUGCCAGCGCUCACCUUCCAGAUCUUACUCGUCCCAGUUGUCCUGGAACACGUUCACUCUCAUAUCCUCAGAGGUCUUUGGUCAAGGAUGUCCACGAUACUGGUGAACCUGUGCACAUGAAACUUACACUGUUUUUGCAGAAUAAUGUGAAAAUAGUUAACUUAAGAACUUAAAGGUAAAGUUAAAAGGUAAGUUGGUCCUUUAAGGGGAGUAUCACCCUUGCUAAUUGAGCCACUCAUUAGGAGUCACUCCUAAAAAAUCUAGCACUUCAAUGGAGCAGUAGAUGCAACACGAGCGGAACACUUCAGUUACGUGACUAGUGUAGCUUUCCACAUAGGCUACAAAUUUAUAUUUGGUAGGUGUACACUUGGUCACAUUUAUUCACAUCCCCUAAUGUUGUUGUGGUCAAAAUUACUGCAAGACAACUAGUGUGAGACUGCAGCUUUAUUCACGACGCCGGGAGCAUGUUACACACAUGAAAUGUCAAAGUAACAAGCCCAC